AUCAGUGCACAUGCAACAUGUCAAAUUAAAAAAACUUGUCAGUUUUCAGGUCCAUUUCAUUUUUUUUUCUAAAUUUUGGUAAAAUUAACUUGCAUAACAGAAGUUAAUUACUAUACAGUUACGUAUUCAAAAUGAUGUAGAUGGCUCUAACGGUAAAAGAAGACACUUUUGAUUUUUAUCUUCGUUUUGCUAAACCUCUAGUACUGAAUCUUACCGAACCGGAUGACAGAGUUCUUGCGGCAGCGUGGAUUCAGAAACUUCGCGAUGAGAGCGUUGGAGACACUCGUCUCAGGACAGAUUACCUGAAGCUCUUACUUUUCGUUUUACAACGUGAUAAAUUAAUAGGGCCAUUUGCGGAAAAUCCAAAUAUCCACCAACAGCUCAAUGAAUUUCCACAGUACAAGUUAAAUGACGUGGCCAAAGAACUUUUGGAGUCAGAGGAACAAUUCCAUAAAAAACGUACCGAAGAAGGAAUUGGCGGAGAAAAUCCGCCGUACACCACAGAAUACUCUGCAGAUCUACUGGAAUAUGCAGCAGCCCAAAUUAUACCGAACUUUGGCAUUCAUGCCUACUAUGCAAUUUCUAACGAACCACUAUCCAGCUGGAAAAGAACAGAAAAAGCAGUUUUUCCGAGAGGACCAUCCAGUGCAACCGAAAUUGGUCACACGCAAUCGCCCCAAGUCAAUGAGUCACUAUCCCAGCCGUCAAUGGCUUCCAAACACGUUAAAUUUAAAUUUCAACAAAGAACUAUAUUUAAUUCCCCCGGUUACUCAGGUCCGGUUCCUCCAAAAUCGCCAAAAAUGUCGACGUCACCUCCCUUUACUAGUCCACCAAAGGGCGAGGGCGAAGGAGAACGGACGCCUCCAACUUGGGGUUCAAAUUUAAUAGGGGUUACAGAACCUCCCGUCUUAGAUCGCACUCCACCAUCCCCUUUAUUUAAAGAAUUAAUGGAUGAAUUGGGAAUGUCAGUACGGUCCUCCUCGGAAGAUACUAGUCCCAGUAGAAACGCAGCGGUGCGAUUUACCCCUAAACAUGGCGCUCAAGGGACCUCACCCCUCAUUUUACCAGAAGGAUUUGAAGACAUUCUCGACGAACAAGAACCUAGUUUCGUGGAAGAUUUUUAUUCCCCACCGCCUUUAAGUCCAUCGAAAUAUCCGAAAUCGUACAGGGAAAUGAUUUCGGAAGAAUUUGAUCGUCUUAUUGAUGACCGGCAAAGCCCUCAUUCGAAACUACCAAAGACUCCACAGAGAUCUCCGAAACCGUACACUUCGUCCAGCCCCGCAAGAACACCUUACUGUUCUCCAAUUCUACCGGAAGGGCACAGAGACCUAUUUCUAGAAGAUGAACCCAGUUUUAUAGGAGGUCCAUUUUCACCUCCUCCUUUAAGUCCGGGUGAAACUUGGGGAAUUGCCCAUACAUCUGGCGCUUAUGUUGACGACAGUAUAUUGGAGGAAGAACCUUGUCCUGCUUCACCGAGGCCACAGACCCGAACAGGUACACCAAGUCCUAUAAAAUCCCCUUGCCCAGCCAAUCCUUGUUCUCCUCGGCCGAUGACGCGAACGCCAAGUCCCGCAAGGACACCAAAACCCUACGCUUCACCAAUUCGACCAGAAGAUGUUGUAGGGAGUGCUUUUCCGUCUCCCUCCUCAAGUCCAGGCUUUGCAAGUACAUCUGGCGCUUACAUUGACGAGGAUGUAGUAGAGGGGGAACCUGGUCCCGCACCUUCUUCACCACGGCAACCAAUUCGAACUGGUACGCCAAGUCCAACAAAAUCACCUUGUGGAGUCGGGCCUUGCUCCCCUCGACCGAUGAGUAGAACAGGGACGCCAAGUCCCGCAAGGCCACCAAGGACACCAAGUCCAGCAAGGCCACCAAGUCCCGCGAGGAUCCAAAGACCUUACGUUUCGCCAAUUUUCCCGGAAGGAGGCGCAGACUUAUUUCUAGAAGACGAGCCUAGUUUUAUAGGAGGUUUCUCGCCUCCUGCUUUAAGUCCAGGUGAAACUUGGGGAAUUGCACCUUGUUCGCCUGGCAUACAACCUCGAACGGGUACACCAAGUCCAACCACUAGGUCCCCAAAACCCUACUACACCCAGAUUCUAGACGAAGAGGGAGAUGAUCUAAUUUUAGAAGAUACGCCUAGCUUCAUGGAGAAUGCUUUCUCACCUCCCCCCUUAAGCCCGGGCGAAGCUUGGGGCGUAGUUCGAGGUACACCACCCGACGAAUUCGAUGCAUUUGAUCAAAUGCUGGACGAAUUUGAGAAAGAGGAACCAAAGAGCAUCCGUCGUCCACCUCCAAAACGUACAGGAAUCCCUUUACCGCGUGGAACCAGUAGGAUACCAAGCGCAUCGCGAAUACCAAGAGCAGGAGGUUCGGCGACAGGAAUUCCUAGUCGAACGGGCCCAUCGCAAGGAUCCAGGAUACCCCAACCUGGUCAAAAAUCUAGAUCGCGUACUUCACGGCUCCCAACUAAACGCACUGCCCCUACUAAAGAAGUUGAUAUCUUGUUCGUAGACGACCCAAGCUUACCCUUGCGAACUCCUUCACCAAAACGGCCAGACAACGUGAUUGAAGAAAUUCCCCUCGUCAGUUCGCCCUAUCCAGCCUCGCCAGUUCGCCAAUUACAGCAACCUCCCGACCUGUUAGAAACACUCGGAUUAUCCUCGAACGAUCUGGGAGAUUUGGAGCAAGAAAACGAACCCGUAAUCCAAGAACCAACGGUUGCGUACACAAGCCCAGUUGAAGAAGUGUUUGAAGAAUCCGAAGAACCACAAGAAUUAGAAUUAGCACGCCCCCCUCUUCUGUCUGGAAGCUCACCUGCGGCGCAAGACAUAAUCGAAACCUUUAAUAGAGAAAACACAGUUAUAGAAGCUUUUCCUGGCGAGGAAGCUGCUAUGCUCCCAACAUUAUCCGAGGGUGUAUAUUUGGACGAUAUUGACUUCCCGGAAGCAGACGAAUACGAAGAAAUGCACGUGUCUGAACGAUCACCAGGUGCAACAAGGGCAGAUGUAUCUAGACAGCUUCGCGAUAUACAAGCAGACUAUUAUCAGAUGAAAUCGACGAGUCCAGCUGAUGCAGGAGUUCCGAUAACAACGCCUCGAAAAUCCCCCAUUCCCAAGAGACCCUUAAGACUAUAUUUUGAGGACGAGGAUCGUGGAUUUACGUUUACAGUUCCCGAAUAUCAAAGCCCAGAUCGGUUACAAUUUGAAACGCCACCGUAUUACACCACCAGUCCUGGAUCGCCGGCAUCGCCAAGCGAAUUUCCCGAUGAAUACGGUUUACCUAAACCAUUCACAUUUGCAAAGCUGCAACGGAUGAAACGGCGAACACCAAGUCCUUCGCCGCCGCAAGUAUCUCGUACCCCGCGCACUCCUUCACCAAGUCCUCAACGAUAUAAUGAAACUGAUGUUUUGACGGCGGCUAUUCCCCAGUUCGAGUUCCCUCGGAGCCCACCCAGAGAAUACCAGCAAGAGUUUCAGGCCGAAGUACCUCAGCAGGCAACUCGUUCCCCGCGUAGCCCUUUACCAAGUACUCGGCCGGAGUCAACGGCGAUGUCGGAAAGUCCACUACGCACGCCACCACCAUUUGUCCCACCAGAAUGGAGCAUUUCGCAUUUGCUGACAGAGGAUACAGAUAUUUUUGAAGAACCUUUUGAUUUUCCUUCAAGUCCUGAACCCAUACCUGAGAAAGGUUAUCAGUUACCAGUCUGUGAAGGAGAAGAUGAUAUAUUUUCUGAAGAAGCGCCACUUGAUUUAUUUGAUGAAUUAUUAAGUCCGGAUUCCCCUAAAACGCCACCACAAAAACGUAGGAUUCCCAAAAUGUCUGUAAGGUCACCUAAACGCCUUGAUGCGGUAACAACACGUCUCUUUGAAAAAGAAGAUGAACGCAUAGAAAGUCCCAUUAGUUCGCCUGAAUCUCCAAUCACUCUAAAGGCACGUUUAUAUCGAAGACCAGAUGAACCAUAUGAACGAUCUAAAGCAACUCGAGCCUCAAGACGACCGCGAGUGCGUGCCAUACGAGAGGUAUCGGAGGCUUAUGAUGAUAUUGACAUUCCAUUUUUACAAAGAGUGGAAGAUUCUCGAUCAAAAAUCAGGAGACGUCGAAGAAAGAUCGACAUGAACGUAUGUCACUUGGGAAAUGUAGCCGAGAGUCCGAUAGAGGUACCGUAUAUGGGUGAAGUUGAAGGUUAUUUGCCGGAUCUACCCUAUCCGGAAGAUCUAAUGGGGAGUAGUAGGUAUGAUGCAGCAGACCAAAUACGAAGAACACCAUUGGAUAUAACUCCUCCAAAAAACUUACCACCGCCCAUGUCCCCUCAGUCCAGAGUUUUACCUGGAUGGAGAACACCUCCUCAUCUUAGAACAGCUCCUCCAAAGAGACCACCACCAUUGUUGCCGGGUUUGGCGGAAAAUAUUCGACUACCCGCGGAAAAACGAGACAUUUUACAAUUAGAAGGAGACCCAUCAGAAAUGGCAUAUUCUCCACCGCCUAUCUCACCAGAAGAAGCGAUUCAAAUGAAAUCCCAGUUUCCUCAACCACUACGACAUUCUCCCCCAAGGACGCCGGUGAGAGUACGAGAAGAACUAAUUUUAGACGAAGAGCAAGAACCCGAGGAAAUGAUGUACGCGAGUCCAGUCGCCUCCCCUAAAACACCAUCCCCACCACGACCGCGCCCUCAAACUCCGGAAAGUCCGCCAGAAUCACCAUUGGCAUUCAGGCUUCGUGUUCAUAGAAGUGAGGCGCCGCCGUAUUAUAGCAGAGCGUCAAUGCCCGUAGUGGUAGGAAACAGGAAAGUAUCAGUGAAACGUCACUCUCAAAAGCCUAGGGUGCACUCUGUUAGAGAGAUUCCGGACGAUUAUCCCGAAGAUGAAGUUGUAUUUCUAUCCAAGGUAGAAUCUUCUAAAAAGAAUUUUACUAAACGAAUGAAAAAAAUUAAAAUAAGCAGACCUGCGUUGGACGAAAUUGGUGAAAGUCCUGUAAAAGUUCCGAACAUGUUCGAAGCUGAAGACCCGACUGGUGUGAGAUACGUGGUUGAAGAAAUCGAACGGAAACAUGCAGAUUUGCCCGACAUUGAUGUUCAGUACCCUGACGAUCUGAUGGGGUCGACAAUUCCAACCGCGCAGAUGCGUCGGGAAUAUACAACAAUGGACUGGACACCGCCCCGAGAUCUACCUUCACCUAUAAGGCCAACUGCGAAUGUUCCUUCGUGGGAUUCCCCUGUACGCAUGAAAACCAAUUCAGGUUUAUUACCUGGCAGAGCGGAAAAUGUACGGCUACCGAAAUAUAAGCGAGACAUUUUGGAAGAGGAAAUUCUUCCAGAUCUCCAGCUUUCACCUCCUCAACUAACCGACUUGGAAAGGGCUGAAAUGAGAGCGGCGUACACCCCAAAACCACCCCCGAUCGUUGCCCGUGAAGAAUCUCAUCAGCCACGCACUCAUCAAGCACCUAUCGAAAUGCUAGAUCUAAUCGAUGAUGAAACUCUUGAUGAAGACUUACAAUUAGAUGAUAUGCUGGCUGAAUCUCCUCCCCGUCCCCGUUCUCCUCAGAGGGAACCACCUGAAUCUCCUCCAGAAGAUCCAUUAGAUCUCCAUUUGCGCCUGUAUCUCGCAAACAUACCGGCGAGCUUACAGGAACCACUAGAAUAUACGGACGUGGUCGUAGGCGGUAGACAGCGCAGGAUACAACGGCGAUCAGCCGCUCCCAGAGUAAACACUUUAAGAGAAAUUUCUGAAGACUAUCCCGACGAAAUUACGCCGUUCUUGUCAAGAGUGGAAUCGGCAGGCAAACUUCCUAACAAACGUCGCAGACGAAUCCGAAAGACUAACUUGGAAAAAAAAAUGGAAAACGUAAUCUUGAUGGAGGAACCUCUCCACGUACCAACAAUGUUCGAGGCUGAUGAUCCUACCGGAUUUAGAAAAAUGCGGGAAGAGUUAGAAAGCCGGUUUAAAGACUUACCUGAAUUGCCAGAUGAAGGAUAUCCAGAUGAUCUGUUGGGACAGGCAAAGGGAGGUACUUGGGAAACAUCGCGCAGCAUUCUUGAUAUGGAAGAACCGAGAAAUUUACCUUCCCCCUUGCAACCACAAGGUCGUCUAUAUGGAUGGAAGACGCCACCGCAUUUAGCAAAACCCGAAGCGAAAUCGCAGUCACCGUUUAGAGUUAAGCUAAAACCGGAACUGCGCGACGUUUUGCUCGAGGAAAGGCCACCCGAGGAAAUGUUCAGUUUACCCCCAUCUCCUCCACAGACACAAUCGUACACGUCUCCACCUAGGAGACUUCGACAGUCUCCUGUAAAACGUGCUAGUCCUCUGGGAAAACCUUCACCGGUUUUAAGUCCAGUCUUAUCAUACACUCCGCCAAGAACUUUUGAGCAGAUAUCAUCUGCGCCAGAUCUUUUAGAUGAUGAAAUGCUGAUUGAAGAUGAUUACGAACCUGAUUCUCCUUUCGGUGCAACAAGUCUUCCACCGCACCCGCAAACACAAAGACGUCAAGCACCUCCAAGAUGGCAGAAACCAACGGCAGGUGGUAAAUUACUAGCGCGUGAGGCAGCUAGAGACGCUCGUAAGUUACUAAUGGAAGAAGAAGAAGGAGUGAUACCUUCUACAUCGGAAGGGCCCCAGAAAGAACCUGCAAAGAUUCAGACAAAGAAAAGCGGCAGUAGGUUACCAAUGAAGAAAGGAACUAGAGCCACACCACGCCCGGCGCGUCCUGCUGUUGGCGCCAGAAAGGUUCCGUCAGGAACUCGACCAAAACGGGACACCCGCAAGAUACCAGUAAAAGAAGACGUUAUUCCAGUUCCUACAGUUACCUCCAUCACCAAGGUGGAAAAAUCGAAGGAAAAAGUAACAAAAGAGACAGUACUAGAACAACGUAACGCAUGGCUUGACCGAAUUGAAGAACUGAUUAAAGAUGUGGGAGAUCCGCACAUUCCAAGGCCACGUCCACGAGAUAUUCCAAGAUUUUCUUUACCCGAAUGGUCCGAGUUGCCGUCGGCAGCGGAAUGGGAUGACAUUGAUUCGGAGAUUGAACCUGAGGACGUCUGGAUGUAUAGAUCACCAAAAACACCUUCGCCAGAAAAAUCGCGAAGUCCGUCGCCGCAUAAAAUGCGCACGCCAUCUCCCAGACAACGCACGCCAGUACGUAAUAUCUUCGAGAGCAAUGAGGGUGAAGAGUUUCUGGACGAUGCAAUGCUCGAGGAUCUCGAUCUGCAAGACGGUCCAAUGACACCUCCAACCCCUCCCCGACUGGAAGAUUUCUAUGAAGUUUACAGCCCACAAUCACCAGAUGAGUUCGAAGGGUUCACACAGUCUUUACGUGAGCAUCGGUAUACACCUCAGCAUUACGACGUUCCGAAAAGGAUGAUGAUGGCAAGAGUUCUCCAAGUGAAAAACAAGCGAGUACCUCUUAGGCAAUCCAAACGGCCCGGGGUUCGCACGGUUUAUGAAACCCGCGACGAGCAAGUAGUACAACCCGAACCUAAACCGAGGUACGAGGUUAAGCAGCACAGUCUCAACUUCGAGUCCCCGCCGAAACUGGCACCGGUGCCGAUGCCCGAAAAAUACGCAUACGACCCGUACAGCGAAAGAAUUGGCUACACGAGUCCACCGAGGUUCUACUCGUCUCCCGAACCGCUCGAGAAAAAACCGAACGUACAAAGACCCAAAACGCCGCCCAAUUACGAGUUGCCCCGGCCAGUUUAUUAUGGGUCGCCGGGGCGAGAAUUUGUACGAUCGCCUUUCGCGCAACGGAGAAGUCCGAGGCGCGCAUUACCCGAAACCGACUCGGACAUGGGGUACGAUCUACCCGUAGAAGAACACGAAUUGCCAAAUUUUGACGAGGAAUCUAUUCUGUUAGAAGCCGACGAGUUAAAUGAUGAUGACGUCGCGGGAUUUCAAUGGAUGGGGUAGGGAUUUAGUAAAUUUUUCGAGGUUAUUAGACAUAAUAAUUGUAUAAAGUAAGUAAAAAAAGAUGAAGAAGAUAUGUAAGUUAUUAUUUUGUUA
Molecule: messenger RNA, 7991 nt
Organism: Photinus pyralis (common eastern firefly)
Lineage: Eukaryota; Metazoa; Arthropoda; Insecta; Coleoptera; Lampyridae
Product: titin-like
Exons: 5
Coding region: 141-7898 (2585 amino acids)
Source: RefSeq, a predicted model, not a curated record